CUUGAUCUGUCGCUGUCCGAGUCCAAGUCCCUCGCCCCCCAUCCGCACCAAGCCGCUGAUCCAACAUGGCGAGAAACGAGGAAAAGGCCCAGUCAAUGCUGUAUCGGUUCCGAGAGGCCCAGGAGGCAGAGCUCGGAAUCAAAAAACAGAAGCAACGCCGGCCCUAUUUGGCCUCCGAAUGCGACGAUGCCAGCGAGGCUCAGAAGUGGCGAUACCAGAUCAUCGGCGAGAUCUCCAAGAAGGUCUCGAAGAUUCAAGACACGGGCCUGACCGAGUUCCAGAUUCGGGAUCUGAACGACGAGAUCAACAAGCUGUUUCGUGAAAAGCGGCACUGGGAAAACCGCAUCGUGGAACUGGGAGGACCGGACUACCGGAAAAGCGCACCCAAAAUCACCGACGACGAGGGCCGUGAGGUCCCAGGCAGUCGAGGAUAUCGGUAUUUUGGGCGAGCUAAAGACCUUCCCGGCGUCAAGGAGUUGUUUGAAGCUCCAGCCGGUCGGCAGUCUGCCCGUAGUCGUUUCGAGAUGUACAAAUGCGUUGAUGCCGAUUAUUACGGAUACCGAGAUGAAGAUGACGGCAAGCUGCUGGCGUAUGAGAAGCAUGCCCAGAAAAAUAUCGAUCAAAGCGAACAAGAAAUCGACGUGAACACGGCAUCUCAAGUGCCAGUAUCAACCGAGGGGCCCGGUGCAUUCCUCCAGUUCGGCGGGCUUGCGAUUCCGAGUCAGAAGGAAGUCGAAGAGUGGCUUGUGCGCCGCAAGCGUCAGGAACUUGUGGAGCGAUACCUCGACGACAAGAACACACUAAGCGCCCAGCAGUCUUCGUAGAUUCCGGCAGCCACAGGAGCCUUACCCUCGACCGCAGAUUAGUCUGCCAGUUCGCCGCGAUCACAUCAGCCGCGCGAUGCCUCUGUUCUCCAACCCGACUGCGGAGUGAGCGACUGCCGCGAUCCAGCAGCGACACCGGUGCGAUGGCGAGCCCUGCUCAGCUUUGGCGCUCUUCACCGGGGCUCACUCGCCUCAAUACAUGCGGGGCGCACCGACCAGCCCCCCCCCAGGUCUCGACCAC
Polychytrium aggregatum is the source of this 1065-nucleotide messenger RNA. RefSeq names its product Rab43 protein. The record is from RefSeq and is a predicted model, not a curated record. Gene Ontology annotation, cellular component: Prp19 complex; catalytic step 2 spliceosome; post-spliceosomal complex. Lineage: Eukaryota; Fungi; Chytridiomycota; Chytridiomycetes; Polychytriales. Gene Ontology annotation, biological process: mRNA 3'-splice site recognition; generation of catalytic spliceosome for second transesterification step. The coding region runs from base 66 to 824 and encodes 252 amino acids. The transcript is spliced from 7 exons.